Schistosoma turkestanicum is the source of this 2058-nucleotide messenger RNA. Lineage: Eukaryota; Metazoa; Platyhelminthes; Trematoda; Strigeidida; Schistosomatidae. The record is from the annotation of a GenBank genome assembly.
AUGCGUUGUCAUUCAUUACAAGAUGAAUUAGACAAAAUGGAAAUCAAUAUUCUUCAAUUGAUGCAAGAUGUUGAUUGUAAAUUAGUCACAGAAAAUAAAUUACGCAAAGAAUCAAAAUUGAUGCGUACAAAAAUUAUGGAAUUGGAACGUUCUGUUCGAAAUCAUCAACUUGAUAAUUAUGAAGCUCUUGCUGAGCUUGAACGUUUACGUAAUCAUGUAAUGCGUAUUGUAUUCGCUGUCAUAUCUGAGAAUCAAUUCACUUCUAAUAAGUCAGUAGAUGGUAGUGAUACAUCAUUACCUGCCAAAUCUGAAUCCACUGAGAAUAAAGAUUGUCAAAUGUCAAGUUCAAAACAGACGACGUCAAUUACUGAACCGGAUUCCAGUCAAAAUUUAAGUCAAAAUGAAGAAUUAAUUGAUCGUGUCAAAUUUCUAGCCAAUGAUUAUAAACGUUUACAACAUGAAUUAAGAGAGAAUUGUACAGCAGAAGAGAAAAUUAAACAACGCAAUAAAGAACUUGAAAAUGAAUUAGAUCAAUUUAUACGUGUUUACGCAGAAGCUCAACAAAAGAUGAAAGAUACACCAGGACUUCGUUCAUCAGUACGAUUGAAACAACAGAUUGAACUGUUAACUGCUUAUGUUCCGACAAGUGAAAUUUUAAAACGAUUUCGACGUAUCUUGCUGGAUGAUUUAGAAGAUCAGAUGAAUAUACAACAACGUCUUGAAGAUAGUACACAGGAGGCUGUUGGCAUAAUACAAUCACAGGAUACUGAUAUUAAUCUACUGAAUCGUUCCGAUGAUUUAAUUAGUACUAUAAAACAUUUAGCUGAAUUAACUUCGACAAUGAUACAACAAAAAACAGAAUUAUUAAAACAAUUAAAAACUAAUGAAUUAGUUGGGGGACAUGAAGGAGAGAUUGGUAAAAUCAAUCAAAAUAAAGCAGAUGUUCAUAUGGAUAGUAAAAAGACAAAAGGUAUUAAAAGUAGAGAUAAAAAAGCCAAAUCUUUUGAAGAAGUUGAACAGAAAGGUGACAGAAAGCGACACCAAGACCAAACGAUUAUUGAAGAACUUGAAAAUGAACUACGUGAAACUCGUCAAAUUUUAGCCGAAAAACAAAAAGCUCAUGAAACCGAAUUAAGCGAAGCCAAGGAAGCCAAUAAACUUUUAUCUAAAUUACAACAUGAAAUUGAAUUAAAAGAGCAUCAAAUUGAACAGUUGAAAUUACAAUUAGGUAAUCAACAAAAAUCUCUUACCACUAGUAUUACUACUCCUCCUCCUACUACUACUACUUGCAUUCCGAAUAUCACUACACCCACCUCAUUAUUACUCUCAUCAUUACAUGAUGACGGUGACGACAGUGAGCAACGACCAUGUGAAUCCAGUAAUUUGAAGAAAUCCGACACACAAACUACUACAAAUAAAGAACAAGUUAGACAACAAUCAAGAACUAUUUGUAUUAUACAAGAUCGUUUAAUUAAAAUGAAAAAAGAACUCAAUGAGACUAAAAAUGAAGUGACCAGACUGAGACGUACAAAUACAGAUUUACAAAAUGAAUAUAAACAAUUACAAAUCACCAGUAAACCCGCUUCAGCUCAUUCAUAUGGUGAUGAGAGUACAAGUCCGAAAUUAAUUGAUAAAUUGAAACUUAAAAUCUCUCGAUUAAAAAAUGUUAUCAAAGAUCAAACAUCAACAAUUGAAGUAUUGCGUUCCGGUUUAGAAGGUACACAAUUUUAUUCAUGUGAUUCCAAAGGUGAAUUAAGUGAAAUACAAAAAGAAAUUGAAGAUGCAUUGAAUUGUGGUAAAAAAACUAAUUUGGAAUUAUUCAAUACAAGAACACAACUGAUUAAUAUGAAAAAUUCAUUUAAACAAAUGAAUAAGAAAUUAAAUGAAAAAGAAGAUGAAAUCAAAAAAUUAAAAUCUAGAAUUAAAGAAUUAAAAAACAAUCCUAAAGAAGAAAUUGAAUGUAAAGUAAAAAAUGUACAAGAAAAUGGCCAAAUCAUGGAUGUGAACAAUUCAAUUGAUGCUUUACGUGUGAGUUUUGUGAUGUUUUUUAUUGGGUAA